Messenger RNA from Paralichthys olivaceus (Japanese flounder), 2596 nucleotides. NCBI's taxonomy places the organism in Eukaryota, Metazoa, Chordata, Actinopteri, Pleuronectiformes, Paralichthyidae. The record is from RefSeq and is a predicted model, not a curated record.
CUCUGUCUCUGAAGCGUAAAAAACCAAAGGACUCUCAUCUCCCAUUCACUCUCCUCUGUAUGUGGCUGCUGAGGGGCUACUCUCACAUUUUUUAAACCUCUCUUUUUCCCUCACAGUUCAUAUUCCUCCUCCAUUUUCAGUUAAUUUUGCUUCUCCACCAUCUAAAGGAUGAAUUGGUGAUUGAAAAAAACAACUGGAUUAUUUUUUUGUUUCUCCUGGUUCUUGAGGAGGCAGCAUCUUUUUAUUUUUUUUACCCGGAGUCAUCUUUGUUCUUGUGCUCCCAGCUGCUGAGUAUACACUGGCUGCUAGUGGGGAAAUAGGUUAGUGUGUCUGUUGGAUGCCAGGCAGCAGAGGUGAUUGAAUGUGCAGUGCACGGACGAGACGAAAGAGGAGGGGGAUGCCUUCCCAGCGGUAGUGCUUUUGUAACCCUGUGACCAUUCGGGAAGAAGGAUGCUCUCACCGAACUCUCACCUUUAGUGGAAGUGUCAGCGUCAGAAUAGAGGGAGACAAAGCAAAAAAGACGCAAGACUGACUGACACAACAGUUACAGACAUUUCUUUUCAUUGUUUUGAAGUCGUGGAGCGGGGCUGACCGGUGUGUCUGCUGCUGCUGUGUGUGUGGACACCAUGGACAUCAACCUUCAGUCUCACAGAUUUUACUUCCCCCAGAUCUACUGUGCUGAACCGGGGGCUCAGCCGCAGCUCGCUGAGUUCAAAGUCAGUGAGCAGAGUAUCUGCCAGGCGCGGGCCUCCGUCAUGGUCUACGAUGACACCAGUAAGAAGUGGGUGCCCAUCAAGCCUGGACAGCAGGGAUUCAGCCGCAUCAACAUCUACCACAACACUGCCAACAACACGUUCAGAGUGGUGGGCGUCAAGCUGCAGGACCAGCAGAGGAGGAGGAGGGAAAGUAGCCGAAGGCGAGAGAUGGUCAGCGGGGAGUGGGUCUGUCAGUGCCUCUGUGUCUGCUACAGCCGGUUCCUCUUCUUCAGCAUGUCAUGUCCAGCUGUCCAGCGCCAAGUCCAGAAUGGGCCGAGUUCAGAUGAGAUAGAAGUUCAGAGAGCAAGGCAGAUGAUGGAGCAGCAGCAGCAGAUGCAGGCGCACAUGGAGCGGGAGCGACGGACCUCCAACUCAGGUUCUCCUUUCCAAGGCCACCCUGCUGUGCUCUCUGUGGCCCCACCAGUAGUACCUCCCCCAAUGAACAUGGGCGGCCCUCCUCCCCCUCCACCACCGCCGGGACCUCCACCACCCUCAGCAGGGGCACCCCAGCCUCCUCUCCCACCGCCACUACCCAUGGGUGUUGGGAGUCACGGGGAUGAGUCGCCUGGGCAGACGGGACUCGCCGCGAUGAUCGCUGGAGCCAAACUGCGUCGCGUUCAGAGACCCGAGGACAGCUCCUCAAGCGCCAAAAACGAUGCCAACCGAACAAGUGGAGGCAGCGGAGGACUGAUGGAGGAGAUGAACGCUCUGUUGGCACGAAGAAGGAAAGCAGCCUCAGAGAAGCCGGAGGACAGCCAAAACGAUGAUCCAAAUUGUCCGUCACCCAGCACCCGGGGUGGACAGAACGCCACAGAUGGUGCAAAAAAGCCGUGGGACCGAGCCAACUCUGCAGACAGGUCCAUGGUCUCAAGGGUACGGCCCGUGGGGAGUGGCAGUGACACAGACGCAGACCUCGAUAGAAUGAAACAGGAAAUCUUGGAAGAGGUGUUCCGUGAAUUGCACAAAGUGAAGGAUGAAAUCAUCGAUGCCAUUAGACAUGAACUCAGUCGAAUUAGUACGACAUAAUCUCUCAGAGCUGCUCCCCGACAUGAACCACCUUUUCGAACCCUUGCCCCUGAAGCAGCUGCUGUGGCCCUGAGGAGGAGAAGUCAGGGACGAAGGCCCAAACUGUGACAUCCACUCACCCUGUUCAGCUGUGGUGUUGAAGCAAUGCAGCGACGUUGAUCUAACACCUCAGGCGUGUCUGUGUAACAUUUGGUUUGUGUGUUUGGAGACAAAGAUGUGAAUGGGGCACACUUUCGCACUGAUUCCUCUGAUUUAUAAACAUUUUCUGUCCGUUUGUCAGACCAGCUCGCCCCUCUGUCCUCGGCCCAAAGGAAAAUAAUAAAAUGUAUAUGAUUUUAUUUGUCUUCUGUUUGUUUUUUUAAUUAUUGCUAUCAUUUUCAUUAUUAUUGCUAUCAUUUUUAUGAUUGUCUAUGUCAUGUUAAUAUGAGUAGUAGUAGUGUAGCUAGUACAAUGGUAACAAUGAGGAAAUGAUAAUGAGAAUAUGAUAGUAACAAUAAUGUUGAUAAUUAUCAUUGCACAUCAUUUUACGUCGGCCUUUUGUAUUUUAUAUUGGUUCUUUUCAUUUGGUUUGGUUUUAGAUACACUUGCAAUCACAUUCCAAAAAAUAUUUCUCAUCAUAAUUCCCAGAACAUUUAAAAAAAAAAAGUUUUUUAUCCUUUUGGCCAACACAGCUAUGUAUGGCAGAAAAAAACAGGCUCAGACCUGAAACCAAGGGUGGGAUAAACUUCUUUGGAUAUUGCAAUCGUAUAAAAAAUGAAAUAAUACACCAGAGUAUUUGUGAUCAUGUUGUUAAUAAAAUGUUUAUUGGCUGCAAG